CUUUCCACACAAGGUUGUGAGGUUUUCUAAGUGUAAGUACUCGUAAGACAUGGGGAAAGGGAUCUGUCUUCUUUCUUUGGCCUUACUUUUAGUCUGGUCAAAAAAAAUCAGUGGCCAAACUACCGUAGGUGACACGCCAACGUCCACUGAAGACCCCAGACCAUGUGGAGACUUUCCAUGGGGUAGCGAAGACGUCACAACAGACUGUGACUACACCUAUCGUUACGAACGCAGCGGUGACGACCUUGUGUUGCGGGGACGGUGCGCUGUCACCUGCCACAGGGAAGCAGACAUGUUGGUCGGACCUCCUUACGUUCCCGAUGUUCUACAAGUACAAGAUGGUGCCUACUACUGUAACAUGCACAACAGGACCUGGCUUGGGACGGAGCCACGUUGUUUAGAUCGGUUCAACGGUACUACCAUGGUAACGGACGAGACCAACGGGAUCCGGCUGGUGGGUGGAGAGUUCUACGGCUGUGUGGAGCUGUACGAUGACGUCACGCAGCAGUGGGGACCUGUCCGUGGAUGGUCCAAGUGGAACUGGGAAAUUUUCGUUCACAGAAUGAGUUGGGCAGACCUUGUGUGUAAAAACCUAGGUUUUCCCUCGGGACUUGCUACCGUAGCUUAUCUCCUAACCUCUGGAACACACGUCGAGUAUCUUCAAGACUUUACGUCCCAAUACGACACGUACGAUGCAUGGAACGAACUAAGCUACAUGUACCCUGCUACAGCCCCAAAGUUUAUUAUGUCUGAGCAGCUCCCUACUGCCCACAAUGCGACCCUUCACGAUGCCAUAGACCGCGUGGUGAGGGGAUCGUGUCCGCAGGGCGACUAUAGCUGUAGAGGGGAGGGGAAGACCAUGUGCCUGGCCUGCGCAGGGCAUGCAGCAGAAACAGGAAAAUUCACCAGGUCAUGCUGUCGUUUUAACAACACUACCAUAGUAACGGACGAGACCAACGGGAUCCGGCUGGUGGGGGGAGAGUUCUACGGCUGUGUGGAGCUGUUCGAUAACGUCACGCAGCACUUUUUAUACCAUGUAUACUUUUUUUAUUCGAUGAAAAUUUACCCAUCAGCCAUCAGAGCUCAAGUGACCUGCACAUCCAACUACAUCCGGGUCAGUUUUCCCCGCCCUGUGGACAACUCCAUUCAGCUGGAAGACGUCCAUCUAGCAGCGCCACCUUGCAGUGCUGAUCAGAACUCCACCCAUAUCUACAUCGAUGCCCCCCUCACGGCUUGUGGAACAAGUAGACAGGACACAGAAGAUGACAUCAUCUACAGAAACACCCUGACCAUCAACGUCAACGCUUCGAGCGUGAUUAUCACUCGUCAUCACUUCACAGAGAUCAGCGUAGAGUGUCGUCUGCCGCGCCGUAAGACCGUCACUGUCAACUUCGACCCCCAAAACUCGUCCGUGUUCCGGUCACACAUCGUCGGUAGGGGUGAAUUCAUCAUCUCCAUGGAGAUGUACCUGAGUAACAGCUUCCGGUCCACUGUGUUAGUGUAUCCACUGUCUGCGGAGUUGGGACAGAUGCUGUACGUACAGCUGAAGGGGACGUCAGGAGAUACUAACCUGCAGCUAUUCGUGGAUAGCUGUAUGGCCACGCCCACAGAGCAGCCAGACGACAGCAACGUGCUGUACCACCUCAUUAGGGACGGUUGUGACCAGGACUCUACCUUGGCUCGCUAUUGGUCACCGUCUACAAUGCAGGAACGGUUUGGUUUCCAGGCCUUCGCCUUUACCAGCGGUGCACGUACGGUGUACCUCCACUGUGACGUCCUCCUGUGUAACGCCGCGGACCCGAACUCCCGGUGCGCGCAGGGCUGCCAGGCGGGCAGGAGGAGGAGGGAGGCCGCAGACGACUCCGAUGUCUACCGGCUGAUCCAGGGUCCCAUCGUCCUGAAAGAUGAUCAAACCGUUCGUGACGGCGCUACAACAGGUCAUACUGUGAACAUGGUUUCCCUGUUCAUGGGAGCAUGCGCAGUGGUCGUCACCGCCAUGUUGAUUGGCUAGAACUGGGCAUGCUGGGAAGGCAGCAUGGUGGUCAAAGAGAGAAGGGCGAAAGUAACGUUUUGCAGUUUUUUUUAGCCUCUUUUGGUAGUUCUCACUAAAACCAUCAAGAGAUUAUGCUACAUCGUGUUGUGAGAAGGUUUAAAUCUAUGAGUUUUAUGUGGUGUAUGUACACAUGUAUGUAAUCCCGAUACAGGAACUCGUUUUGCUCAUCUUCAAGUAGAUUUGAGCACUCUAAAUACUGGGUUAACCCGUUCUUAAGAACACUUAGGUAACGUUUGUAUACAGUACUCAGUAAUGGCAAAAGUAUGUAAUAAACCUGCUAGCGUUUGUAUUGUUUAUUUGUUUCUCUAUAUAUGUUCAACGUAUUUUGCUUCCUCCUAGCGGAAAUAAUAUGAACAGCACCGGAUAAAACACGGCGUCUUAUUCUGUUACUAAACGUUUUCAGGCAUUCCGGUCUACUUGUAUCACAUUUUGUGGUUAAUUCGUUAGACCUCCGU
Messenger RNA from Branchiostoma belcheri (Belcher's lancelet), 2508 nucleotides. RefSeq lists its product as uncharacterized. Bases 50 to 2011 code for a protein of 653 amino acids. Gene Ontology annotation, cellular component: membrane. The transcript is spliced from 11 exons. The record is from RefSeq and is a predicted model, not a curated record. Lineage: Eukaryota; Metazoa; Chordata; Leptocardii; Amphioxiformes; Branchiostomatidae.